AUGGUGCUGCUGGAUUGCGUUUCCGGAGUCGUCUCAUGGGGUCUCCGAACGGGCGUGGAUUGCCUAGGCGGUGCUGUGCAAAUGCGAUGCAGAAGCAGAAUCAGCAGGGAGAUCGUUGAGCCGCUGGAGAGUAGACUUUGGGAGCGUGUUCGUUGCAGAGACACUUGCGAAGUGGGCAAGAUCUCUGGCGGCGAGUCGAUGGAGUCACUUCUAAGCGGCGAGGCCAUCCGGCAGGAACUCAGGGACACCAACUCGAACCUCGAAGAAACGGUGACAAAGUGCACCAGGAAAGCCAAAGCCGAGAUCAAGAAGUGGGUCAUUUUCUUCGUGAGUUUCACCGGGCACGGCAAAUCCACCCUGAUCGGCCACGCCUUGAAGCAGCUCGGCGUCCGCGGACCUCUCCCGGCCACGGGCGCCAGGGGCUCGGUGACCAGGGCGGUGCAGGGCUACGCGGCGACGGUGGAUGGAUGGACCAUUGGAGGUCUCACGGAGGAGGUGAUCUUCAUGGAUUCGCCCGGAUGGCAGUGGGGUUGUCCGCCAAAAGAUGUUGAGGACCAGCUGGUCACCAUGAAGGCCGUGGCUGAGAACAUGGGGGUGGCGCCAGAUGCCUUGAAAGAACGGCUGGUGGUGGUUCUGCUGCAUAAAGCGGAAGAUGUUGCGAGAGAUGUGGAGAAUCAGAACUUUAGUGCUUUUCUGGCAGCAUUUUUCAAGGCGUGCAGAAAUCAGAAUGCUACUUUGGUACCGGUCCUGAGCAAAGCAGAGCCUCAGCGUUGCAGUGUAGAAGACUUGGACUUUGCGAAAAACCUAUUGCAAACCAAGUUGGAAUCUUUGAGCAAGGAGCACGGCGAAUGUGUGACAGUACGUCCAGCUAUGUGCUGGUCCAACAGCUCGAAGCCUUCUGCCGAACUUGACGAUGCCCUGGCGAAGGCUUGCCAUCAGCACCUCAAAUCCGAAGCUGUUCGAGGAAAAGUCAUGGAGAGUAUCGAAUCUGAGCUCCUGAAGAUACUGCAAGACUGGGCAAAGAAAGGCGAUUCUCGGAAUGCCUUGGCUAAUCGUUUCGUGUGGGUCUGCGCGCGUCACCGCGGACUGCGGCUAAAGCAGGUGCAGCUCAAUGAGGAUACACCAUGGGAGGAUGCUUCCAAAGUGGUCGACAGCUUGAAGAAGGGGCCUCUGCGAUAUUCCCUGGAAGAUGCCACAGAUGACUGGCAUAGCGAUGAGUUGCGGUGGCUGAAAGCUCCAGUGACAGGACUCCAAGUCUCGUUGCUCACCGCCCAUCUCUUCCAAACCACCCAGCCGGCCGGUGAUGGCGGCAAGCUGCGGCAAGCAACCGCCCAAAGUAGGACACCUAUGUCGCGUGACCGCGUCAAGGAGAUGAUUCCCAAUCGCGAGGCGCGGCGGCGGCAAGUGAAGGAGAUCAAAGAGUCGGAAGCCUACAAGCUGGAAAAAGAAGCUCGAGGUGUCGCCAUCGACAAAGGUGCUGCUGCGCGAAGCAUGAACCUAGCAAGGUUAUCUCUGAACGUCCGACAAGUUUUAGAGGCGCGAGAAGGUUUGGGUGAGUUGGCGCUGGCGUCAUUUUCCGAGCUCAAGGACACCUUUGCAAGGUCCGGGCUACUGACGCUGGGCGAUCAGCUGGUCUGGGCACAGGCAUGCAGCGAAUUUGAGCUGCUGGAAGAUGAACUGCACGGGGAAGUCUACAUCGGCCUCGUGGGCCGAAUGGAGCCUCAAGCCGCAAAAGCACCGCCAGAGACGGACCUGGAGGACAUGGACAAUGAGCGAUUUGAAGAGAGGCAACGAGAGGCCCAAAAGCUCUUCGAAAGCGCGCAGCAAGAUCCAAACUUCGUCCAGACUCUGGCGGCCUUCUCCGAACAACCGGAGCUGUUCCUGAAAGAGCUGAAGGCUGCUUCUCAGGAGCAAGGUUGGACGCGAGAAGAUGUGCAGAAGAUGAAGGAGACCUAUGCCAUGAUGGGCAUCAACUUGGAGGUGAUGCUUCAAGAGAUGCGCGCAUCUGCAGAUGUCCUGCCUGCAGCUCAGAGAGAGCUCGUGGACUACAUGCAGCAGAUGCUGACGGACCCCGACAGCGUCUUGGGCGAAAACGCGAAGGACACCAAGUCGGAGAAGGUCGACGCCUAG
This is a messenger RNA of Cladocopium goreaui, 2130 nucleotides long. Lineage: Eukaryota; Dinophyceae; Suessiales; Symbiodiniaceae. The record is from the annotation of a GenBank genome assembly.